AUGCCUGGGAGACGUCUUAGAACUUUAAAAGCGGAAAAGCCCCACUCUUAGGGGACAGUGCUGGGGGACACGAUGAAAUCCUGGAAUGAUAGCCAGUCGGAUCUCUGCAGCAGUGACCAAGAAGAGGAAGAAGAGAUGAUUUUUGGUGAAAAUGAAGAUGACUUGGAAGAGAUGAUGGAUUUAAGUGAUCUGCCUACCUCACUUUUUGCUUGCAGUGUCCAUGAAGCAGUGUUCGAGGUACAAGAGCAAAAGGAGAGAUUUGAAGCACUUUUCACCAACUAUGAUGACCAGGUUACGUUCCAGUUGUUUAAAAGCUUCAGGAGAGUCAGAAUUAACUUCAGCAAGCCAGAAGCAGCGGCCAGAGCACGGCUAGAGCUCCACGAGACAGACUUCAGCGGGAGGAAGCUGAAGCUCUAUUUUGCACAGGUCCAGACGUCCAGUGAGACACGAGACAAAUCCUACUUGCAGCCACCCCAGCCAGCCAAGCAGUUCCUCAUCUCCCCCCCAGCCUCUCCUCCAGUGGGGUGGAAGCAGGGUGAAGAUGCAAUGCCUGUCAUAAACUACGACUUACUCUGUGCUGUUUCCAAAUUGGGGCCAGGGGAGAAAUACGAACUUCACGCAGGAACCGAGUCUACACCCAGUGUGGUGGUGCAUGUCUGCGAAAGUGAAACUGAGGAGGAAGAGGAAACAAAAAACCCCAAGCAGAAGAUCACCCAGACAAGGCGCCCGGAAGCUCCAGCUUCAGCCCUCAGCGAGCCCCAGACCUUCGACUGUGCUCUGUGAGAGCCCGGGUUUGCUGGGUGGCAGCUGCCUUGUGGGGCUUCAGGGAUGGAGGGCGCCCUCGGAGCCACGCACAGAGGCUGGGCUGGGUGUGCCCGCCUGCGCUGUGGGCGGGCGGUACAGACCCGCAGCCGGCUGUACAUGCUCAGAUGUCUGCUGGUCAUCGGGACAGCACUUUAAAGCAUUGGCCCCCAACAUGUGGCAAAGCUUGACCAUUUUUAAACAGUAGCAAGUUAGCAACUGGUUCCCCUCUGCCAUGUUCACUUUCCUGAUUCCAUAGAGCCUGGGGGCAUCCCAACACUGGAAUGAUAGCCACCGAGUGCAGUACCAUUUUUAUGAAUUUAAAAAUAGUCUUACAAUUUUAAUAAUCUAGUGUAUUUUUGUACUGGUGUAAUAGCUUCAAACUAACCUGUGGAUCAAAAGUUAAUUGCUAUUGAGCACACCUGAAUUUUUUUGCACAAAAAGAAUCCUGAAAUAUAGACUAAUUCGCAGAAAAUAAUUUUUCGAGAGUAUUUUUUUUUUCUCUAGUUUUGGGGAAGAAAUGCCAAAUGCACUUUGAACGUCGGAAUCAAAUGGCACAGAUGUGUGUGGGUGCUGCUCUGGUGCCUGUGACGCUUACUGAGCCCGCAGGGAGGUGGCCGCACCAUGUUCCUCGCCUCCGCCCGCCCUGGAAGUGGGACCGGGAGCUCGGUGCCCUGGGAUGCAGGUGGCGACUGUGACCUGUCCCUGUGACCGUGCUCUGGCUUGUGGCUAUCCCAAGCUCCUUCAGCGCCGUGGAGUUCCUCUCUGCUCUCCGCUGGUGCGUGCUCACAGGCCUUAAAUCAGAAACAGUAAUGACAAGGUUGUCCGAAGACCGUAUGAAACCCCCACCUAGUGUUUCCUCACUCGCUUUGAAAGAAAAGCCACACGCACACCUGUUUUGUGAAUUAGGGGACGAUGGGGGCGAUCCCUCAUUGGCCAGCCUUUCUUUUUGGUGACAUUUCUUGCCCUGGCGUACAGCUGGUACCUUUCCCUAACGCGGGAUUGUCUCUUGCUGGUACUUCAAAGUGUUUUGACCUGGCAGCAGGCGUCUUUCUGCUCUGAGAUCUGGUCCUGAGGUGAGCCCAUUGCUUGGCCAGGGCUCUGCCAAAUGUACUCACCUGUUUCCUGCCUUGGGGCCUGCCUGGGCUGCGCAAGGAGUUGGCUCCGACAGAUUCAGGCCAUGAUGGGUAACAUGUCGUAGUUGAGAUGUUCUCACUAUGUUGGGGUUCAUUCCUGAAGACAGUUUUCUAUAUUUUCCUGGCCCUCCAGUACCCCAGGGUGGUAAACUCUCCCGCUGAUGUACACCCAUCACUGCUAAGCUGCCGUGUCGAGUGAGAUGGCAUCUGUGAUUCUAUAAGCAGAGUAUUGAAUUCAGACUAUUUGGCAUUUUCACUGAACAGCCACUUCAUACUUUGAUGUUGCAAGUUUAAAUCGGCAUUGGCUGUUUGUUUAAUCUCCAGUUUGCACUAACUUGUGGUAGAAUUACUACUUUCCUUUUAGGUAACAUUUAUUCACCAUAAUUUUCUGACUAGUUAAAAUCAAGAUAUUUUAUUAUUUGAUUUGACUUUCAGUUUUUACCACCCAAUUAUAGAAUAUUCUAUCCUUGACAUAUAAAACUUUUUUGAAAGUAAAGCAGUACAAGUUACCCAAACUUUGCUCUUGCUCUGAUAGUUUUGCGAAUAGUGAAUAAAUUGAAGAAAAACUCAAAGCAAAAUUGAAUAAAUAUAUUAAAUGUAGACAUAUUAGUAUUUAUUAUAUAUAGGUAUAUAUAUUUGUCAGUGUAUCAUUAUUUAAUCUAUUACAUUUGUCUGAAUGGAGGACAUUAAUACUUCCAUUAUUCUAGUAUAUUUACAUAAAGUGAAUCUAAAAUGAAAACCACUAAAUGCCCAUUGUGAAAUCAACCAGGAUCUCAGGUGGCAUUAUGGUGUCUGUCCCUUCUUUGUCUUUUUAAAUAAAUGUAUCUACAUUUUUCCUUCUUUGAAAUUAUUAGAUUUAACUUUGACAGUAGUCAUGUUUUCUUUAAAAAUCGUGACUGUGCUUGGGAAUCACAUUCCUCAGACAGUUGUGAGAAAGUGGCACUGACGUGAUGCUCUGUGAAGCCAGGAAAACCACAACCUGGCUGGACCGAGGACGCACUGGCCCCUCUUACACCCCCUCCUGGCCAGAAGCUCGACCUUUCGGCACUAGCUUGACGUGCUGAGAGAACGAAAUGUAAGAACAGUAUCCUUACCUUGGGGCAUCAAAGUCUCUCUCAUCCUCCUCCAGAAUUUUAUACACUAAAAUCUAUCAGUGAAGAGCCAAAUAAAAACUAUUAGGAAUUUUUCAGCUUUACAAAAAGAUCUAAACAGGUAGCUGCACCUAUGGGACAUGUGAAUAGGGCACCCCAGCAGAUAGAGGUCGGCAUCAUACUUGGGUUCUUUCAAAUAUAUGUUUUACGUGUAUAUGUAUAUACAUCAAUGCACAUAGUCGUUUUUGUUUCCCAUUCACAUUAAUUCCAUUUUUUUAAAAAAAUGCUGUGAAAAGACUUGAUUUUAAAAAAGGUGAAAAUAUUUGAUUUUCUCAGAAUCCCAGUGACAGAGCUCACAGUGACUUUGGAGGUCACUGGCUCUCAUCCUGGUCACACCGAUGAGUAAACUGAGGCCGCAGAGCCACAGGGAGGCAGCCCCUGGCUGCAGCGGGCAACCCCACCCCCCAGGCUAGUGCUUUGCCUACUUUUUCUUGCAUUGACCUCUGAAAAACACUCAGAGUCCCUGUCAUAAGAAAACAAACAAAAAGAAACACCACCCCACCCCGCCAAUAAGGUACAACAAAUAAGGAAAGCCUUAUUUGUUGAAGGCAGUGACUUGGUUAUUUUCAUGAGCGAAUUUGCUGUUCCAUGUUUUGUUUUCAUUGGCAUUGUACCAUGGGGGCUGGAAUCUGCUUCACAAAGGUUAUCUUGGUUGCCAGCAAUUGCUUUGACAUUUUGUGUGGGCUUUCUAAGGUUUUAAUAGUAACGAGAUUAAAAUAUUUGAGAUGAGACUCUAAUAAGCAGCUGUGUGACAUGACCAGGAAGCAGGUGCCAUGUGGGGCGCUCGGUGCCGUGAGAGGGUCUCGGGCCUGCGCUUCAGGGGGGGCUCACUUCAGAAGGGCACAGCUCAAGGUAGUUGAGCCAGAGGAAAUGUCCGAAAGUAUUUGGUGCCCAGGCUCCCUCUGGAGGUGUGAGAUGCAGGUGUGCUCUCUCCUCCUGGCCCCCCAUUCUUUAGCUCCCCCUUCCUUGGCCAACUCACUGUGCUAACUUCUGCACACUAACAGCCCCCUAAGGAAUCAGAUCCCUGACGUUGACUGUGACAAUGUAAAGGGACAAAAGUCUGGCUCCCAGGUGGGGAUUCUGAGUUACGGAGGCUCAUCUUUCAGAAAGUUAAGUCAGUUGAAGGAAUCAGUUGUAUGAACCUGUCCAACAGGUGCCACGCAUUCACCUGUGUUUUUAAACUCCCCCCAGGAUGUGGGUCGCCUGAACGUCUUCAUUCAAUGGCCAUUGUCUGCUUUAAGCACGUAUGGGAAAAUGUUAAUAAUUUGGAGAGUGUUGUUAACAUGACCAGGUAUAUAAGUAACACAGAAACUGAAAUUUCCAACCACAGCUAGAUUCACUGGUGUAAAAUUAGGCCAAGUUCAAAACAGAGGUUUUCAGCCAAGGCACUUACCUGGGGCCGAGUCAGUCUCUGCCCAUUUAUACAAAAAUUUACAGCCCUCCGAUGAGCGAGAUCUGCGUUCCGUCUUGUGUAUCUGCACUUUUUUUUUUUUUUGAAGCAAAACGUUGUCCUGAAAACUUCUGGAACUGCCGAGUAGCUUUGAUUAUAUGUUCGUCUCAUUAUAAUGGAAGAUUUCUAUCUAUGCAGCUAAUAUGUGUUUUCUGUGUCGCCCCCAAUCUCUCUCCCUCGGGGUGGGGGCUGACCCUGUUACUGUGCCAUACUCUUCCCGGCGCCGUGGGGCCAAGUCAAAGAAGACUUUCUUGAUCACUUUCCACCUGUCUGACUUGAACCCAGGGGUUGAGUUUAUUGCUUUAUCGGAACAUGUUUGUGGUUUUGUGUCAUAUUGGGGGGCACAUUUCCUUUCUGGUACUAUAAACUGUAGUGAAUACUGGUCAGUAAUUUCUAUGUGUAUUCCAUAUGUUCGUGUGCUUGAAGUGACAAUCCAUAGUUUGUAACAGUUUGUUAUUUGUCCACUUUGAACUAUCCUGUAUUUUGAGGACAUUUAAACAUUCCUUGUCCUAUCAAGGCAACACAAGCAGAAUGUAAACUUGGGGAUUCUUCGUGAUUAAGUAUAACAACUUUGUUUUUAAAUCUAAUAAAAAUAAAGUCGUGACCUUUUUU
This is a messenger RNA of Condylura cristata (star-nosed mole), 5150 nucleotides long. RefSeq names its product RCAN family member 3 (gene RCAN3). The record is from RefSeq and is a predicted model, not a curated record. NCBI's taxonomy places the organism in Eukaryota, Metazoa, Chordata, Mammalia, Eulipotyphla, Talpidae. Gene Ontology annotation, molecular function: nucleic acid binding; calcium-dependent protein serine/threonine phosphatase regulator activity. The transcript is spliced from 4 exons. Gene Ontology annotation, biological process: calcium-mediated signaling. The coding region runs from base 73 to 783 and encodes 236 amino acids. Gene Ontology annotation, cellular component: cytoplasm; nucleus.